Molecule: messenger RNA, 732 nt
Organism: Ictidomys tridecemlineatus (thirteen-lined ground squirrel)
Lineage: Eukaryota; Metazoa; Chordata; Mammalia; Rodentia; Sciuridae
Gene: Tigit
Product: T cell immunoreceptor with Ig and ITIM domains
Biological process (GO): positive regulation of interleukin-10 production; negative regulation of T cell activation; negative regulation of interleukin-12 production
Cellular component (GO): cell surface
Molecular function (GO): signaling receptor binding
Source: RefSeq, a predicted model, not a curated record
AUGCACUGGUGCCUGCUCCUGAUCUGGGCCCAGGGCCUGAGGCAGGCUCUCCUCCUCGCCUCAGUUACGACAGGCACAAUAAUGAUGAAGGGGAACAUUUCUGCAGAGGAAGGUGGCUCGGUCAUCUUACAGUGUCAUCUCUCCUUCACCAUGACUGAAGUGACCCAAGUCAACUGGGAACAGCGGGACCAACUUCUAGCCAUUUGUCAUACUGAAUAUGGGUGGUACAUCAACCCGGCCUUCCGUGAGCGGGUGGCCCCGGGCCCUCACUUUGGCCUCACUUUCCGCUCACUGACCACGAAUGACACGGGGGAGUACUUCUGCAUCUAUCACACCUACCCUGAUGGGAUUUACAAGGGGAGCAUCUUCCUGGAGGUCCUAGGAAGCUCAGGUAUUUCCUCAGGAGCACGCAGCGUCGGGUUCCAGGUCCCAUUGCUUGCAGUGCUGGGGGUCAUCGGCAUAGCAGUCAUCGGGAUGGUGGCAGUGGCUAAAAAGAAGACAUCUUUCAGAAUCCCUUCGGUGGAAAGUGACCUCAGGAGAUCACCCCCUGCACAGCAGGAGUGGAGCCCCAGCAUCUCCUCAUCCCCUGGAAACUAUGUACUGGCAGGAGCUACCCCUGCUGUCCUCUGCAGUGUGCAGAGGGAAAAUGACUAUGCUGAGCCUCAUGACUACUUUAAUGUCCUGAGUUACAGAAGCCUGGGCAGCUUCAGCUUCCUCACAGAGACUGGUUAA